AUGAGUGAAACCGUCGUAAAAGCUCCUAUUACGCUACAGGACCUGUUGAAGGAUUCAAGAUUUCAAGAUGUUCAGCCAGAAGGUUCUCUUAAUACUCAACAGGCCCAGUAUAGUACCUGCAUUAACCUCUACAUCAAGGGUGAUAAGAAAGCUUGUCUGGAGAGGAUGUUUACCUAUGAAUUGUUGGCCAAAGAAACACUGCGAAGCAACUUAAACAUAUGGAAGCUCUUUUUGAGUAUUUGCUUUGAUACACCCUUCGAAGUGUUUGGUGUCAGUAUUCAAAAUGUUCUCAAAAGGGAGUUUUCAGCCACAGACAUACCGCAGGUAAGGUCACUAGUUCAAGGAGAGCCCAUAGGUGAACAAAUAGGUAUUAUGAUCAAAUACCUUACUUGUAUCCUUAAGUGCCAUUCGUUCUUUGUUGCGGAAGAGACUGCCAGGCCAAAUGAUUUGGAAACUUCUACAAGAGAUUUCAUUAUAAAUAUCAGCGGUACCGCACAAACUAAAGACGAUGUAAGACAAUUAAAAGAUCUAGUGGAAUUUUAUCUGUUGGACUUACAAGUGACGGCACUGCGGAAAAGGAAGUCCCCAGCCCUAUAUGAAGACAUUUGUGAGCAGGUACCAGGUCUCCAUUCGCAAUUUAGCGUUGAGAAUGGUGACAAUCCUACUUUUGAAGCUGAAUUGCUCACGAAGCUAAGUGAUCCAAUUAAGAAAAAAUCGAGAAAGGCGUUGCGUAAGAAGAAGUCCAAAUCCCUGCCGAUGGGCACGCCAGCACCAUCUACGCUAGGUGUCACAAAAAAUUUGCAACCGCUAGAUGUUCCCAAGACUUUGAGAUGGUUGCAUAGCCUAAAAAAGCUGCUGUCAUUCCGACAUAGCAGUCGUGCUUUAGCAGUAAUAAUACUAGCCAUUCUUUUUUCAGUCAAACGUGCUCAAACUCUGUCCAUAAUAGCCAAUCGUGGAAUUCAGGCCACCAAAGUGCUCUUCAAGUACAUAUACAACAUUAUUCAGAUCCUGCUAAGCAUAUGA
Messenger RNA from Lachancea fermentati, 1023 nucleotides. NCBI's taxonomy places the organism in Eukaryota, Fungi, Ascomycota, Saccharomycetes, Saccharomycetales, Saccharomycetaceae. The record is from the annotation of a GenBank genome assembly.